Molecule: messenger RNA, 1469 nt
Organism: Aspergillus sclerotioniger CBS 115572
Lineage: Eukaryota; Fungi; Ascomycota; Eurotiomycetes; Eurotiales; Aspergillaceae
Product: ammonium transporter
Exons: 3
Coding region: 93-1430 (445 amino acids)
Biological process (GO): ammonium transmembrane transport
Cellular component (GO): plasma membrane
Molecular function (GO): ammonium channel activity
Source: RefSeq, a predicted model, not a curated record
CAUGCAGGUGUGAUUCGUCCCAUCGGUCAGCUGAAGCAAUGGACUCCAUAUAAGACACCCCCGACCAUGCAUUCAUCUCAGCAACACACAACAUGUCUAUCCAAGCAGCAUGGGAGUCUUGCUCCAAAACGGACACCCUCUUCAUCCUCGUGUGUUCCGUCUUCUGCUGGCUCAUCAUCCCCGCCGUCGGUCUCGCCUACUCAGGCUACUCGACUCGCUCCAACAGCAUCGCUUCGUUCUAUCCCGGGCUGCUGGCCGUCGCCGUCUGCUCGAUCCAAUGGUGGAUGCUCGGGUACUCGCUCGCCUACGGCGAAGGCAACGGAUUCUUCGGGGGAUUCAGCAAGGUCUUUCACAUCGGGGUUCUCGCUGACCCGGUCGGCACAAUCCCCGAGAUCCUCUUCUCGGAGUUUCAGCUCAUCUUCUGCGCGACCGUGUGCGCCAUUGCGAUCGGAGGAGCCUGCGAGCGAGGCAGACUCCUCCCACUGAUUCCGUUCAUAUUUCUAUGGUGCACCUUCAUCUACGCCCCCCUCGCCCACAUGGUCUGGUCGGAUAACGGCUUCCUCGCUAACCUGGGUGCCCUUGACUUCGCCGGUGGUACUCCGGUGCACAUCUGCAGCGGCGCCACUGCUACCGCUAUGAGCGUCUACCUCUCCUACCCUCAAUUCCGAUCGCGUCGCUCCCAGAUUCGCACCCCGCAGCACCUGACCCUCCACCGACCCCAUAACACUCUCUGCCAGCUGCUCGCACUGAUAAUCAUUUGGAACGCAUGGCUUGCCUUCGACGCCGGAACAACUCUCGCUCUGAACUUCAAAAGCGUCAUGGCCGCCUGCGUGACGAACCUCUGCGCCUCAUCCGGCGCCCUUACCUGGGCUAGUCUCACCUACUGGGAGACCGGAAAAUGGAGUCUCGACAGCACAUUCCUCGGUGCGAUCGCCGGCCUCGUCCUCAUCACACCCAGCGCGGGCUUCAUCGACAUGAGCACAGCCAUGGGCUUUGGCAUUCUCGGCGCUGUCUGCGGAUACCAAGCUCUGAAGAUCAAGUUCACGAAGCGGGCAAAGCUCUACCGCUGGGUCGACAACGGAGACACCUUUGCUACGCACUGUCUGGGCGGGUUCCUGGGUACAAUCGUGACGGGAUUAUUCGCGCAACGCUCGGUCGCAGCCUACGACGGGGUGACGGAUAUCGCGGGCGGGUGUUUCUUCGACGGGAACUGGCGACAACUGGGAAUACAAAUCGUCGAAGCGCUAAUCGGGUUCGUAUGGAGCUUUGGCGGAAGCUACAUUCUCUAUGCCUUGAUCGACUGUGUGCCUGGUUUCGAGGUGUUGGCAACCGUCGCCGGAAUGGACAAAUCACAAAUGAACGAAUCCCUACACGAAGCCCAAUGGGCAGGAGAAGAAGACUACCACCCAUUUGAAGGAAUCCGCUUGUAGCAUGCAUAUGAUAUCAUUCCACCCCAUCAAUAUCUUACU